UUCAUUCGAUUCGGUGUGUAGUGAGAAGUAAGACAAUAUAGGGCAGAGGAAAAAUCAAUUUUACUCGACAUUGGGAAGGAUUUUCCGUUUUCGAGACGGAAUUUUUCCUCUGACAUCCUUCGGAGGUACCAGAUCGCCCAAUACCAGCACAGCAAAACCAAUUCAAAAUGUUCGUCUCGUCAGCUGCUCGUUUUGCUCCAGUCGCCCGCAACCUGGUUCUCAAUGGAACGAAAGCCUACCUCCGACCAUUGAGCAGUGCUAUCAUCAGCCAGAGCCAGACCUUGGCCGCACAGAACAGCACGCCUGUUGCUCUGCUGCCACAGGUCCGGUCAUUCCAGACUUCGCCGGUCACCCGGGACAUUGAUUCGGCCGCGAAGUUCAUCGGAGCUGGUGCUGCCACCGUCGGUGUCGCUGGAUCUGGUGCCGGUAUCGGAACAGUAUUCGGUUCUCUGAUCAUUGGCUACGCAAGAAACCCAUCGCUGAAGCAACAGCUGUUCUCCUACGCCAUUCUGGGUUUCGCCCUGUCCGAGGCCAUGGGUCUGUUCUGUUUGAUGAUGGCCUUCUUGCUGCUCUUCGCUUUCUAAGUCUACAACUUAUUCAAACAGCACGUUUUAAAUGCUAUCUAAAGUAACAUCAAAAUAUAAUUCGUAACGGGAGAAGAAAAAAAACAGUAAAAUUCAAUAUUCUUCGAAUUACAACAAACAAAACCAACCGAAGCAUUCAAAUUUAAAAUCGAAAUAUCCAUAGAAAACACGCAAUAAUAAUUAUUGUGACGCGAAAGCCUGCCACACGCAUUGUUUGAUGAAGAAGAAAAAUUAAUUGUUACACACUAGCCAUGAAAAAAUUAUGAUGAGCAAAACAAAACGAAAAAUUAACAUCAAACCCAACAUCAACGCUGCCAUCGUGCGAUGAACGUGCGCCCCCGUGUGUUCCCCCUAAUAGGAAAACAUCCUUUUAAUCUUAACACCGAAUAAGUAAGCGCGACUACUAGGCAGUUAGAGGGGCGCACUUUUCAUUCCAUAAUUGUUUCAUGGAUAUUCCUAACAAACAAACAAGCAAAAAGUCACACCUCUGAGAACUUAACACUAACCAAUACGAUUUAAAACAUCAGACUUAUUCAGAACUAAGAAGUUAGGCGCGAAACAAACAAAAAAUCGUUAAGCGAAGAGAUGCUUUAAGAAACUGUAGAUAUUUGAACCGAAUUUGAACAAUUUGCUACUCGAAACACGAGACGCGAGGAGCUACUGCCGACGUGGACAACGGAUUUUACCAUCAAUUUUUAUGGAAAGAACUUCGGCUGAAGGUUGCAUUCCGUCCGUCGGUUUGUCUCUUGCGCUAAUUUGGGAGGAUUACGCUAGGGACCAGCACACUGCGCGGGUAUACACUUUUCUAGUUAGUCGUAAGUCUAGUGAAGGGAGGUAGAGAGGAAUGCAACAUUUUCGCUGUCUGGUUCUUUCCCGUCCGUUCGUCCAUCCGUUCGGUGCUUCUGUGCUAACAACCUGCACUUGAGAACAGCCGAGCUAAUGUAUUAGUAGAUUGGUUGAACAACCGUAUGGAAUAAAGAGCAACAGACUAGUUACUGGUACAAAAAAACCGAGGAU
Molecule: messenger RNA, 1601 nt
Organism: Sabethes cyaneus
Lineage: Eukaryota; Metazoa; Arthropoda; Insecta; Diptera; Culicidae
Gene: ATPsynC
Product: ATP synthase lipid-binding protein, mitochondrial
Exons: 4
Coding region: 168-584 (138 amino acids)
Biological process (GO): proton motive force-driven ATP synthesis; proton transmembrane transport
Molecular function (GO): proton transmembrane transporter activity
Source: RefSeq, a predicted model, not a curated record